AUGACAUCAUUGACAAAUAAAUUACCAAUUAUUCAAUUGUCUACAGACAUUUCACUACGGCAAUUAUUGCCUAAAAAUAAUGUAAUUAUCAAUGAUAAUAAUAAGUCAAUUGCUGAAUUGUUUGAUCGAUAUGGACAAUCUCGCUUGGCUUAUGAUAAUGUACAUUAUGGGGAUCUUGUAGUACUCUGGUAUGGUGCAAAGAACUCUUCGUUAAAAACGGCUCUUGUUGAAUAUUUAAUCCCUGAAGAUAUAACUUUAAUGUUGUUUUCAACAGAAGAACAGUUGUGGCAUUGGUUAAAUAUUUAUUCUUCACGAAAAGUUGUAUAUCUUGUGAUUGAAACAAACAUUAAUAUUCAAAAUAUUGUGCAUCGUAGCAUUGCGUAUGCUAGUAUUCAUUCAAUUCUUAUCCGUUGUUCAACUAAUGAAUUAAUUACUUUGCAACAAUUUUCAAGAUCGCAUGUUAAGAUUGAUGGUAUCUUUACUGAUGAUACACGUGUUCUAAUUAAAUUAGUUAUCGAUCUUGCUCUUUUCUGCGAAGAAAUAGGUGAUCGAACAAGAGAAGAUGAAAACAAUGAAUUUCUGUAUUUUACUGCUAAUAUUGACUAUUGUGAUAUGACUAGUAUUACUAGUGAAAUCUAUGUGCACAAACUUCUUAUGGUAUGUGCAAUGCCUAUUCCAGAGCAGGUUAAAGCUCUCUUUGCUCUGGUAUUUGUUAAUUUACGUGAUUUGAUCGAAUAUGUGUGGAAAAAUAUUAACAAGACAGAUGCGUUUCAUCUGAUUAUUCCUUUGGAUUGUCUAGAACAGUUACUGAACGAUCCUAUUUAUCGAUUUCCACAAGUUCUACAUAUUGAUGUUAUUUAUGAUGGUAUCAAUGAGUUAAGAAAAUAUCGACGUCGUUUUCCAUUGAAAUACAAAAAGGUAAACUUAUGUACAAUAUAUGAUUUAUUACGGCGAUGGGAAACAAUUGAGACUAAUAAAGCACUUGUUUCAUCAAACCCAAUUGACCGAAGCACAAUUGAUGCUAUCAUUUCAAUUAUAAAAGAUCGGGUUCAUCUUAAACAAUUGACUACGUUCAAUAAUUUUUCUCCAUUUUCAAAACAAUGUACGCUCACAUCAUUAUAUGGGUUGCCUGCAAAGAAUAUCAUUGACUUUGCUCCAUGCCUUGUUUGUUCAUCAUGUAAACUGAUUAAUCAACAACUUUAUAAACUUGAAUGUGAACAUCAACAAUGUAUAGUGUGUAUGAAAAUUCAAAAGAAUUGUACAACAUGUUUCAAAGCGGUCUCACGUGAUAAAGUAAAUAUAACAAUCGAUAUGUAUCACUUUCCUCAAUUACUAUGUUCAUUUUUCAAGUUUUCAUUGGUUCAAGAUUUGCAAAUGAAAAUACAACAUAUUCCUAUAUGCUGCUCAAGUUGUGAAUGGACAGGACUACUAGACGACUACCAAGUGCAUGUCAAACAAAAUCAUGAUAAAUUAAUUACUUGUUUUGUUCGUAAUCAAGAAAUAGAUGAAAACAUUUCUUAUCAACAAAAUUCAACGGGAGCGAAUCAAGAUCUAAUACUUGGUAAUCUUUCUUCAUUAGAUUCAGAUGCAUCGAUUACAUCUUUGAAUGGCACAUGUAUAUGGGAAGUUUCCAAUAUCUCUGAUAUGAAAGAUAAUGCUGUCUUUGAUGAGCUAAGAUCGAUAUAUUCUUCUUGGUUUUAUUUAUUUCCUUAUGGUUAUAAAAUUUCCGUGAUGUUAUUUUUAAAUGGAGACACUAAAUCAAGAGGUACUUAUAUGUCGUUGUAUUUUGUAUUAAUGCGGGGUAGUUAUGAUAAUGACCUUCGUUGGCCAUUUCAAUUCAAAGUAACAUUUACUUUGCUUGAUCAUUUAUCACCGAAUAAUAAUCAGACAAAUUUUCUUUGGCCUGAUACGAAAUCAAUCGCUUUUCAACGUCCAAGUAGCGAAAUGAAUAUCCCCUAUGGUAUUUCAAAAUUCGUUCCUCUGAAUGUAUUCGAACACAAUGAAAAUCAUUAUGUUAAAAAUGAUCGAAUGUUCAUAAAGAUUGAAGUUGAUUUUCUGGCUGAAAGACCAACUAUAUCAUUGAUAGGUGAUGUAGGUGAAUUACUGAAUGAGGAAGAACUCGUUGAUACAAACUAUGACAAUCUUCCACAAUUGCUCUGUUGUUCAGACGCAUAA
Rotaria sp. Silwood1 is the source of this 2175-nucleotide messenger RNA. Lineage: Eukaryota; Metazoa; Rotifera; Eurotatoria; Philodinida; Philodinidae. The record is from the annotation of a GenBank genome assembly.